AUGUUAAUUACACAUGCAGUGGAUAUCAAUGCAAAAGACAAAAAUGGGUGCACUCCUCUUCAUUAUGCAGUAAGAAGGGGAUUGGUGCAAUUAGUUGAAUUUCUUGUUUCACAUGGAGUAGAUGUCAAUUCAAAAGAUAAUUUGGGGUGGACACCUCUUCAUUACGCAGCAGAACAAUCUCGUUUUGAAAUAGUCGAGGAACUUAUUUCUAAUGGUGCAAAUAUCAAUGAAAAAAACAAUAAAAAUCAAACCGCUCUCUCCCUUGCUAUCGAAUCACAUCAAUAUAAACCUUAUUACAAUAAGACAAUUGAACUUCUUAAGUCGAAUGGUGGCAUAUGCUAA
Messenger RNA from Trichomonas vaginalis G3, 342 nucleotides. Its product is annotated as cyclin-dependent kinase inhibitor 2C-related family. The transcript has a single exon. Gene Ontology annotation, molecular function: protein binding. Gene Ontology annotation, cellular component: nucleus; cytoplasm. The coding region runs from base 1 to 342 and encodes 113 amino acids. The record is from RefSeq and is a predicted model, not a curated record. NCBI's taxonomy places the organism in Eukaryota, Parabasalia, Trichomonadida, Trichomonadidae.